Molecule: messenger RNA, 729 nt
Organism: Colletotrichum destructivum
Lineage: Eukaryota; Fungi; Ascomycota; Sordariomycetes; Glomerellales; Glomerellaceae
Exons: 3
Coding region: 1-729 (242 amino acids)
Source: RefSeq, a predicted model, not a curated record
AUGCAGACCAAAGUCCUUGCCGCCGUUCUUACUACACUCUCCUUCGUGGCCGAGGCUGCAAUUCUCCCUAGGGCUACCAUCACCCCCGGACAGAUCGUCCUCCCCGAAGUCGUCUUCAACCCCUCUGACUUGAGCGACCCGGCCUACACAGCACUCAGCAUCCUCCGUACUGAUAUCGAAAAGACGACCACCCUAAUUGGAGAUUUUACCAGAACCAUUGGCACGACCAUCAAAGAUAGAACCGAUCAGAUGAACGCUGUCAUCCGCCAAGUGACGAGCAACACAAACAGCAUCCGCACGAGGGUCGGCACCAUCGUCGGGGGUCUCCAGGGCGUGGUCCCUUCCGGAAUUCCCGCGCCGACUGGCACAUCGUCAUCCACCGCUCAGCACGCCGUUCCCAGCGCCGAGGUUAUUCAGAUCGCCCAGGACAUUGUCCGUCAAGCGCAGGCUCUGGCCAGAGCCGCCACUGCCCAGCUCCAGAAUCUUCAAACCCAGACCAGCGCCGUGAACGACCUCGUCGGCAAAGCGGCCUUCAGCCUCGCAUACACACAGGCAAGCCUUGCCUUCCAGGUUGCUCUGAGCACCGUCGCGGCUGCAGCCGGCGUAGCCAUCGAUGCUGUGGCCAACAGUGUUGACAAUGUCGACGGCCUCGCUGAUCGCAUUCGCAAUGUGAGGGCCAAGCUCAACCCUGUUCUCAUAAUUGGCGUCACCCCUGAUGUCACUUUCUAA